CAAAACAAUGUCCCUAAAAUAUUUUGGGGAGUUUCCAUGGACCUGGGGAGAUUUCGGGGUUUCUUAUGCCAUUACUUCAAAGUCUUCUAUUGUGGCUUCCCCAAAUUAGGGAGAUUGGGUUAUAUACUUCUUUCAAACGAGUCCCAACUUGUAAAUCCAGAUAACAUAAUUGAAUACUCGUCCUUUGUCAUGCAUCAUUAAGAUAGCACCACGUUAACUACUUGAAGGAUUGACGUUAUCAGACAUAGUGUGCCUGAACUAAAAUGAAAUCCAUAAACAUUUUGAUUUGACCGCGUCUGCGAUACUUCAUGAAUUGUUGAUGUGACGCACCAAUCACCUUAUGACAGUUUGACCUUCAAGUGCUCACAAACUUCUUUGGACUCACCACUGAAGCGUUGUUCUAUUCCACUUUACAUACAGUCAUCUGAGGUUGGUAGUUUCAUGUGAUAUUGUCAGUUAUUAAAUAACGUCUACGCUAUUGGUAUUCACUGUUACUCAGUUGUUUAUUCCUGCUCCCAGUAAUUUUCUUUGGCCACCAUCGACCCUAUGUUUAUCUUUAAUUAAGUUUCGCUUAGUCUGAUUAUUAGAGCUUUAUUGUAGUGUGCAUUAGUUUUUCUAUCUGCUCUUCAACUUACUAUAAGCUCCAGUCGGUGUGUUAUGCUGCCAUGCUGAAAUGAACUAUUCUAUUAAUUGCAGAAAAAACAACUCCAAAUGACUUUUUGUUCCCUUUUAAUAUCAUUAACCGAAUUAGGUGAAUGCAGGUUAUGUUGAAGUCAUCAACACAUCAAACAAUAACCUAAGAAAUAGCAAGUUUCUACGUCCAACACUAAAUCCGACACAAAAGCGAUACUACAAUUAUAGUCACAAGUUUAAAUUAUGGCAAAGCAUCAUCCAGACCUUAUUUUCUGCAGGAAACAACCAGGUGUUGCUAUCGGUCGUCUGUGUGAAAAGUGUGAUGGGAAGUGCGUUAUUUGUGAUUCUUAUGUUCGCCCGUGUACUCUUGUUCGCAUAUGUGACGAGUGUAAUUACGGAUCAUAUCAAGGACGUUGUGUUAUAUGUGGUGGUCCAGGGGUUUCGGACGCUUAUUACUGUCGACAGUGCACGUGUCUGGAAAAGGAUAGAGAUGGGUGCCCUAAAAUCGUCAAUUUAGGAAGUGCGAAAACUGAUCUGUUUUAUGAACGUAAAAAAUAUGGAUUCAAAAAACGUUGACAUUUUCCGAAAAAUACAUCUUUUGUAAAUGUUUUUCACUUCAUAUAUUAUCAGUAAAGCUCUCUAUAAUGAUCUAUUUUCAGGUGUUACUUUAUAGUGAUAUGAUUAUUAUUCCUAACUUAAUUGUAUUCAUAGUAUGCACAUUUUUGUUAUAUGUACAACGUGACUUUCGGAAGUUGAAAGUAUACUCCGGGUGUUAUCAUUGAUAAUUGGCAACCUCUGAGGUUUUUUAAGGAAUGUGACCUCCAAAACAUUAUUUAACUGGAAUCUGAGUAAAAAUAACACGUCAGUAACUUUAUCAAAAGUUGGUUGUUACAAGUGGUAGGAAGUCUCAAGGAGCUUUACUGGUUUCAGAUUAUUUUCCACUUCUUUACCAAUUAAGUGGUGACUCUUAGACCCUAAAUACAGUUUCUAACGUCAAAUCAAGCUAGUCGUAAUAGGUAAAAUUCAGACCGUUUGAUAAUUCAUCAUCAUUGUGGAUCUUUUCGUUGCUUAGGAAAAUUAAAUAAGUUCACGCCAAAUAGUAACAGAGCCUAGGUCACGUAGUUCCUAAAUUAUAAUCCAUCGUCUAACUUCAGUUACUAGGAGCACUUUUAAAACUGAUAACUUACUAUAAUAGAUGGCGUGGAAAAUAAUGAUUGGGAAUCUCAAACGGGGAUUCCUUAAAACUUUUCAAAGACUUGUUUAUUAUAUCUGUUAGGGGAGACACAAAUAGCAAUCGAACUAGGUAAUUGUUUGGUCUCCCAGCUUAUCGGUUGUAUUAACACGGUGAGUUUGGUGUUAAUACGACGUUUUAUGGAGUAAAUAAUCCAUCUAAUUCACCGUAAAACCUGGUAGGAGUGUUUAUCAGUCCCAGCUGGCUCACUGCACAUUACCAAAAUGGAGGAGGAAAUUCAUAGAACAGGGAGCUUAGGAGGUAAAAUAAUGUCAAACCCAAUGUGUUGUGGAGCUCAAUUUUUCUGUGCUAUGAUAAAUACAUCUCUGAUUAAGAGGAUGAUUCAAAACCUGAUCAACUAGUGAUGUACAGUGAUACUAUAACAGCUGGCGACAUUGAAUUCUUGACAAAAGCCCUAAAAUGAACUGAUGUAAAAACG
Messenger RNA from Schistosoma haematobium, 2303 nucleotides. RefSeq names its product PHD finger-like domain-containing protein 5A (gene PHF5A). The record is from RefSeq and is a predicted model, not a curated record. Gene Ontology annotation, biological process: mRNA splicing, via spliceosome. Bases 877 to 1209 code for a protein of 110 amino acids. The transcript has 5 exons. Lineage: Eukaryota; Metazoa; Platyhelminthes; Trematoda; Strigeidida; Schistosomatidae. Gene Ontology annotation, cellular component: precatalytic spliceosome; U2 snRNP; catalytic step 2 spliceosome.